Molecule: messenger RNA, 1659 nt
Organism: Pyricularia oryzae 70-15
Lineage: Eukaryota; Fungi; Ascomycota; Sordariomycetes; Magnaporthales; Pyriculariaceae
Product: isotrichodermin C-15 hydroxylase
Exons: 3
Coding region: 1-1659 (552 amino acids)
Molecular function (GO): monooxygenase activity; iron ion binding; heme binding
Source: RefSeq, a predicted model, not a curated record
AUGGCUGCGUCCGCCUUCUCCCCCGAAAAUAUCCUGCUGGGGUUCGCAGGCAAAAGUACCAUGGGGCGGGUCACCUACGCCAUGCAAUUGGUGGGCAUAGGGGUUGCCAUUUAUUGGAUCAUCCUGGCCACAUACCGGCUUUAUUUCCACCCGCUGGCCAAGUUCCCAGGCCCGCGCAUCCGCGCCAUCACAGGCAUGCCCUAUCUGUACCAGAGCUACGUCGAAGGCACGUUUGCGAGAAAGGUGCGGGCUCUGCACGCCGAGUAUGGCAACGUCGUGCGCGUGGCGCCCAACCGACUGGCCGUCGAUGGCGUCGUGGGGUGGAAGGAUGUGCACGCCGUCCGAGCCCCCAGUCCCGAGAUGCCAAAGCUGCCCGGCUACUAUGGACCGGACUCGCACAGGAGUCUUGUGGCCUCGCCCACUCGUGAGGGCCACCAGCGCCACCGCCGUGCGCUCGCCUAUGGCUUCAGCAACACGGCCAUGCACGAGCAGGAGCCUGUUAUCACCUAUUAUGUCGAUAUGCUUAUUCGGCAAUUGUCCAAGAGGUCCAAGGAGGGCCCUCUCGACAUGGCCAUGUGGUUCAACUUUCUGAGUUUUGAUGUCGUCGGUGAUCUGGCCUUUGCGGACUCGUUCAACAUUCUGAAGAAGGGCAAAUACCAUCCAUGGACCAGCAACCUCAUCAAGGGCAUCGAAGGGGCGACCCUGAACCGUUUCUUCCUCUUCUCCUCGCCGCUUCUCGCACCACUGGCCCUGCUAGACUUGAACGGCACCAUCAAGACGUUUUGGGAAAACCGGCGGAUUGCCGACUCCAAGACCAAAGCCCGCAUCGAUCUGGGGCCCGACCCCCCAGUGCAAACCGACCUCAUCGGCCGCGACGGCAAGCCGGUUGUGCGCAAGGACUUUGUGGGCUACAUGCUGCGCUUCAACCAAAAGGCCAGCAACGAGGCGCUGUCCGAGGUCGAGAUGAAGCGCAACGCCAACAUCAUCAUGAACGCCGGCAGCGAGACCACGGCCACCGCCUUGGCCGUGCUCACGUUUAUGUUUUCUCUGCCCGAGAACCGCAUCUGGAUGGAGCGCGCCACUGAAGAGGUUCGCGCGACGUUCAAGAGCGAGGACGAGAUAAAUCUUCACUCCGUGUCCAACCAUCCCUUGCCGAUAUUGCGUGCCUGCUCCGAGGAGGCCCUUCGCUUCCACCCACCCGCCCCCGACAUGCCUCCGCGUCUUUGCCCCGGUGGUACCGUUGGUGAUUAUUAUGUACCCAAAGGAGCCAUUAUCCAAAUAUCCCAACUCGCCACAUACCACAACCCCGACCACUUCCUGGAAUGCGACGACUUCCGGCCGCAGCGGUUCCUACCUCCAGACCACCCACUGUACGAGAAGCGAUUCGCCAACGACAACUUUUCAGUGUUCAAGCCCUUUAGCUACGGCAACCGAGACUGCAUGGGCAAGAACCUGGCCUACAUCGAGAUGCGAUUCGUCAUGUGCCGGAUCCUCUUCCGCUUCGACUACCUCGGCUUGGACUACAAGGGCGGCGCCACCGACCAGUGGCUGAACGAGCACCGAGCCUUUAUCGUCUGGAAGAAGCCACCCUUGAUGGUCAUCUUUAGGGAGAGGGAGGGGUUGGUGCCGUUGGAGCCUCCUGAGGAUACAGACGAUUAG